UCUUUCUCGGUACUGUAAUCUUCUCGGCUGAUGCACUCUAAUAUUUUAUUUUCACGAUUUUGUUGGCAACAAUGAGCAAGAUCGAAAUACUUCAAGGUACUGCACGAUUGCAGAUAUGUUAGUUUGUGUAUACAACAAGUCGGAAAUCGAGCUUUCGAGAAUAAGUAAACUAACGUUUUUUGCUUAUUCGUUAUUGUAAAAGUUAAAGCGAGUAACAGUACACAUAUUGACGUAUAUUGAAAGGAUCUAAUUGUUCAGUAAGACUUAUAACAAUGAUUAUACCUGUACGUUGUUUUACUUGUGGAAAAGUGAUCGGUAACAAGUGGGAAGCUUAUCUUGGUUUAUUGCAAGCAGAAUACACUGAAGGAGAUGCUCUUGAUGCAUUGGGAUUAAAACGAUACUGUUGCCGCAGAAUGCUCCUUGGACAUGUAGAUUUAAUUGAAAAACUUCUAAAUUAUGCACCAUUAGAAAAAUAACAUGUUGCAUUUUUAUUUUCAAACCUCGUUUUGAGUAACAUUGUAUAAUGAUUAUAGAAAUUGUUAAAAUAAAAUGUUGCUAUAAUAUUUUGUACUCUUAA
Osmia lignaria (orchard mason bee) is the source of this 577-nucleotide messenger RNA. RefSeq names its product DNA-directed RNA polymerases I, II, and III subunit Rpb10 (gene Rpb10). Gene Ontology annotation, molecular function: DNA binding; zinc ion binding. Lineage: Eukaryota; Metazoa; Arthropoda; Insecta; Hymenoptera; Megachilidae. Gene Ontology annotation, cellular component: RNA polymerase I complex; RNA polymerase III complex; RNA polymerase II, core complex. The record is from RefSeq and is a predicted model, not a curated record. Gene Ontology annotation, biological process: tRNA transcription by RNA polymerase III; transcription by RNA polymerase II; transcription by RNA polymerase I.